Molecule: messenger RNA, 1318 nt
Organism: Ochotona curzoniae (black-lipped pika)
Lineage: Eukaryota; Metazoa; Chordata; Mammalia; Lagomorpha; Ochotonidae
Product: myb-related transcription factor, partner of profilin-like
Exons: 2
Coding region: 1-1242 (413 amino acids)
Biological process (GO): regulation of transcription by RNA polymerase II
Cellular component (GO): nucleus
Molecular function (GO): RNA polymerase II cis-regulatory region sequence-specific DNA binding; DNA-binding transcription factor activity, RNA polymerase II-specific
Source: RefSeq, a predicted model, not a curated record
AUGGCCUCGGCGGCGGCGGUGGCGGCAACGACCGGCGAAGCGGAAGAGACCACCCGGCUGCGCAAGCCGCGCUUCUCCUUCGAGGAGAACCAGAUCCUGAUCCGGGAGGUGCGCGCUCACUACCCGCAGCUGUACGGCGCGCAGAGCCGUCGGGUGAGUGUGGCCGAGCGGCGUCGCGUGUGGGACGGCAUCGCCGCCAAGAUCAACGGCAUCAGCAGCUGGAAGCGCACCGGCCAGGAGGUGCAAAAGCGCUGGAACGACUUCAAGCGGCGCACCAAGGAGAAGCUGGCCCGCGUGCCGCACUCCACGCAAGGCACCGGGCCCGCCGCCGAGGACGCCUUCUCCGCGGAGGAAGAGACCAUUUUUGCCAUUCUGGGACCCGGCGUCACGGGGCCAGGAAUUGAGGAGGAGCCCGCGGCGGCGUCAGCGUUGGCGGCGGCGGCGGCGACUGCGUCCCCGCAGCCGACCGCACCCGGCGCCGGCGCCGUCGCUUCUCGCUAUGCGCUGUCGGACAGCCGCAGGGAGGAGCGGCGAGCAGAAGCUCCAGCCCACGGCAAGGGUGGCUCCAGCAGUCCGCAGCCCUGGGCCCGGCCUCCAUCCAGCCAUGCCCAGGAAGGGGGCUGCCCACGGCCCAAGGAGCGUGAGUGCCCACCCUCUGCAGCCCCCCAGCCCGUCCAGCUGCCCCGGCUGGCCUUGUCUCCACCCCCCUCGGCCCCUCCUCCACUGCCACCCGCAGCACCUGCACAAGUGGCACUCUCGCCACCUCCGAGGCCUCCAUCCAUGUCCUCCAACCCAGAACCCUCACUGGACUUCCUGCGAGCUCAGCAGGAAACCGCCAGUGCCAUCCGGGAGCUGGCGGACACCCUGCGGCAGGGACUGGCCAAACUGAGCGAGGCUCUCAGUGCCCUGCUGCCCCUCCUGCCGGGAACCCCAGGGGAGCCACGGGCCUCACCUCCACUGCCACCGCCUCCGCUGCCGUCCCCGCCGCCCCCACCCCCUCCUGGGCCUGUCCUGCCCCCGCCUGCCCCCAAGGUGGAGCUCAGCCCGGAGCCCGUGUCCGUGGUAGCUGCUGUAGUGGACGGAGCCGUCGUGGCGAACCGGGGGGUGAUCAUCGCCCCCAGGAGCGAGGAAGGGGCACCCCGGCCGCCCCAAGCAACCCUGCCUCCCCACGACUCGCCCCCACACAAGAGGCGAAAAGGUUUCCCCACGCGGAAGAGGCGGGGCCGAUGGAAAUCGCCUUAAGGUUCAUUUUGCUGCUCUGCCUGCAUCCCCCUUGGUCCCCAGCUUGGCGCGGGCGCGGGGCCGAGCGCCCCCAGCC